Strongylus vulgaris is the source of this 396-nucleotide messenger RNA. Lineage: Eukaryota; Metazoa; Nematoda; Chromadorea; Rhabditida; Strongylidae. The record is from the annotation of a GenBank genome assembly.
AUGGCUAAUGUAAGCACACGAAUGAAGAAGAACGAAAUCACAACCACUGAGUUUAUCGCGAUGUAUGGAAUCGCACUAUUGGAUCCAGGUGUUGACGGACUAUCGGAUGCAGCACGUAAAAAAAUGCUUCUUGCUCGAGGACUUAUCAGCAAAUCGCUGUUCAGGCAUUACGAAAAUGAUAACGUGGCAGAUCCUGAGGUAAAGCUUGGGGCAUUGUACAUGGACGUUUAUACAUACAGCAAGGUACAUGCAAUCACAACAGCGGAAAAUAUGCACAUUCUCAAUGUAUUUGAUAUAGUGCCGUUGACCAAAGAUUGCAUAAUGGAGAAAAGUUGUCAGUUGGGAGAAAGUACUGGUCGCUUCACAGCAAGAGAGCACAGUAGUAAACUACUUUGA